GCGAAUCGACCUUUGUUUUGUUUCCCUUGAUAUUUCUGCGAUCACUCAUUUCUCUUUCUCUCUCUCAAGAAAAACUUGUGCUAAGACCAGCUACAUUAAAAUGAAGUUGUCUUGGAUAUUCAUUGUUGCUCUUGUUUCUCACGUUGCUUUGAGGUGUACGUCAGCACAGUCGCCCAGUCAAAGAGAAGAUGCCAUGGGAAAGUAUUUUGUAAUGAGCAGGUAUCAGUGUGAGCUACUUUGCUGGUACCGGAAGCUGUGCAAGACCUACUCUUACAUGUACGACAGCGUGCAAGCCCUUGAUGGUAAUUGUGUUCUACAUGCUGCGAAUAUCACCAGAAAUACAACCAACAUGGUGCCCACAGGUUGGAUUGAACGAGAAGCGACAUCCAACCCAACAACCCAAAGUACUACUUGUCGUAGUCGCCCUUGCGAAGACACGGAGAUGUGUUUUCCCACCUACACGUCACCUUUCUACACCUGCCAUCCGGUUGUUGCAGAAUGCCAAGCGCCCCCUCGAGAUGACGGUGUCUACAGUGAUGUGACACUACUCCAGGGUCAAAGGACAAACUUCACGUGCAACCCGUCUCUGGUAUGGGCUCCACGUCACGCCAACAAGACGGUCACGUGUCAAGUCAACGGCAAGUACAGCGAGCUGAAAGGGACGUGUAAAAACGCCACCUACUACUCACCGAGCGUGCCAUUCAACAAGCCACUACCGGAUGUUGUCGCAAACGAAUGGGAGGCCUGCUUCAAGGGUAUUUUUACAGGCAGCGAAAGAAUGACCUUCAACUUUCACGACAGCCAGGAUGAUUCGUUCUAGUGAUUCCAGUCCUGCUGGUCGUGGCAACAUUUACCUUUGUCUUGAUUUCCGUUUCAACUUUGUUGUACAAAAACAAG
Pomacea canaliculata is the source of this 897-nucleotide messenger RNA. RefSeq lists its product as uncharacterized. Lineage: Eukaryota; Metazoa; Mollusca; Gastropoda; Architaenioglossa; Ampullariidae. The transcript is spliced from 5 exons. The record is from RefSeq and is a predicted model, not a curated record. The coding region runs from base 101 to 820 and encodes 239 amino acids.